Molecule: messenger RNA, 4802 nt
Organism: Osmerus eperlanus (European smelt)
Lineage: Eukaryota; Metazoa; Chordata; Actinopteri; Osmeriformes; Osmeridae
Gene: esrra
Product: estrogen-related receptor alpha
Biological process (GO): nuclear receptor-mediated steroid hormone signaling pathway; regulation of transcription by RNA polymerase II
Cellular component (GO): chromatin; nucleus
Molecular function (GO): nuclear receptor activity; estrogen response element binding; zinc ion binding
Source: RefSeq, a predicted model, not a curated record
GGACGUAACGGAGACACAGCAUACGCAAGUGGGAGAGGGAGGAGAGUAUAGAGGUAUACGUAACUGAAACCUCAGUUGUAGCCUAUAAUACCUCCAUGGUGGUAGCAGCGAAAGGCGAGGAUCUAAAACCCAAGUACAGUAACAUCAAUAAGGAGAUCCGGACGGAACAAGAAGAGAGUAGCGUAUGGAUUUAAAACGCCAAAUGGUUGACUGACCCGUUUUCUUGAUACCGUGUUUUUUGGACCUACGCCUUUUACGUAGGAUAGGCUACGUUUGGCAAUACAUCGCCACAUUAUAUUUCAGAGACAACGCGGUAGUUGCUUGUGCAUUUAACAUUUAUGUUAAAAAAAAGGCCAUCCAUGCUCUUCGUCAACUAGCAUACUCGCACUCCUAAUGCAAUGACGAAUGCCCGGUGAGGUUUACGUUGGCUAAGCCGGUGGCCAGACAUCAGUGGAAUAGGUAGCAUAGCUGUUUCUGAACCGACAUCCUGUGACGAUGUGUUCACAUGUACCAGUUUCGUGAUAACUGGGAAGUUCUACCCUGACUGUACCAAGAGCGGCGUAGCCUACUUAAGUGGAUAACCACCAUUAAACACGAAUAAAAUAAUUCAGCGGUCUGGCACACAGAGAUAAUGUCUUCCAGGGAGCAUCGUACCGACCUCUACAUCAAGGCUGAGCCCAGCAGUCCGGAGGGAGGGGGGGGGGGGCGCAACAGCCCCGGGGGGGCGUCCUCCGACUCCUCCCAGAGCGGCGGCGGCGGGACCAGGGGCGACGGAGUGGGCCGCUACUCCCCGCCCCUCUACACGCCCGCCAUGCGCUGCCACUUCAAGGAGGAGGGCGGGGACGCGGUGGAGGAGGGGUCUACCGGCAGCGGGGGCGGGCGCUGCAAGUACGCCCUGAGCACGCUGCCCAAGAGGCUGUGUCUGGUGUGCGGAGACGUGGCCUCAGGGUAUCACUACGGAGUGGCCUCCUGCGAGGCCUGCAAGGCCUUCUUCAAGAGAACCAUACAGGGUAACAUUGAGUACAGCUGUCCUGCGUCCAACGAGUGUGAGAUCACCAAGAGACGUCGGAAGGCCUGUCAGGCGUGCCGUUUCACCAAGUGCCUCAAAGUAGGCAUGCUGAAAGAGGGAGUUCGUCUGGACCGGGUGAGAGGCGGAAGGCAGAAGUAUAAAAGGCGGCCGGAGGUGGAAAAUGCCACUUACCAGAGCGCCCCUCUCCCGCUCAGAAAGGAGGGGGACAAAGGCUCGUCCAACAUCAUCGUGUCCCACCUCCUGGUGGCCGAGCCUGAGAAGCUGUUCGCUAUGCCCGACCCCCUGCAGCCCGACACGGCCCAGCGCACACUCACCACCCUCUGUGACCUGGCCGACCGUGAGCUGGUGGUCAUCAUCGGCUGGGCCAAACACAUCCCCGGCUUCCUGUCCCUGUCCCUGGCAGACCAGAUGUCGGUGCUGCAGUCUGUCUGGCUGGAGGUGCUGGUGCUGGGGGUGGCCUUCCGCUCCCUGAACUGUGAGGACGAGGUGGUGUUUGCGGAGGACUUUGUCCUGGACGAGGAGAUGUCUCGCGUGGCGGGCCUGACGGAGCUAAACGCUGCCAUCAGUCAGCUGGCCCGCCGCUUCCGUGCCCUGCAGCUGGACCGCGAGGAGUUUGUCAUGCUCAAAGCCAUCGCGCUCACCAACUCGGACUCUGUGUACAUCGAGGACAUGGAGGCGGUUCAGAAACUGCGGGACCUGCUCCAUCAGGCCCUGCUGGAGCAGGAGUGCCAGCGCCACUCCGAGGACCCCCAGCGGGCGGGGCGUCUCCUCCUCACCCUGCCCCUCCUGCGGCAGACCGCCGGCCGCGCCCUCACCACCUUCUACAGCAUCAAGACUCGCGGGGGCGUGCCCAUGCACAAACUGUUUCUGGAGAUGCUGGAGGCCAUGAUGGACUCUCCGUAGGGGCUGAGGUCGGAGUGGGAACGAUCGGAGGAUGUGAGGGCUUGAUGACGUGGGUGUUCACAAAUGGUAGACGAGUGUCUGGUGUGAAUGGGAGAAGUUUUACUAGAAUUUGACGCUUUCGUGAGGAUAAUCUUUGGAUUAAAAAAAACUAAAAAACAUUUGGCACAAGAGAUUCACAAAGUGUGUGAGAUGGGGAACCUCGUGGACGUGUAUAUAUGCUCCUUUAUUGGGGUUAACGGUGGAAUUAAAACACGACUGCCAAAUUUCAAAGAAAGGCUCAGACAAUUUAAAUGUGGGUAGAUGCGAGAAGGAGGCAUUCAAUACGAUUGAAUGUUUGAAUCAUAUUUAUAAUAUCGCUAUGGUCUGUUCUGUGGCAGCCUCGACAUGCAGGUGUAAUGACUGAUGGACUACAUUCAUAUAUCAUUUAGACCACACUGGAACCACAUGUCUUUGACCUUUCUGCAAACGAUGCAAUAGCGCCCUUCUCUAAAAAGCCAUACUGAAACAUCUGGCAAAUGUCCAUUGACAACAGCAGCGGUAUAGAUUCAGAUUCACAAGCUUGAGUAGUUGUACUUCCUAAACCCUAAACUGCAAAUACAGGUACUGUUUUUCAUAAGAAUUACUUGCAAUAUAUUAAAAGCAAUAUAAUACUUAAGUUACAAUGAAUUAACUGACACACUCAAAAUGUGGAUGACGAAAGACAACCAGAUGUGUGUAAACAGUGGGGUGGCUGUGGAGAAUUGAUUUAUAAAAGGCUGUGCAAUUGAUUGUUAGUCCAAGAAAAGGGAAACGCCAUCAUGAUAACUAAGCAAACGCUGUAGUGUGUCCGUGCAUCUUAUUUAUACGGUACGUCGAUCCGACGGGUACGCCAGAAGCUGAAUUGUGUGUCCAUGUGUGUUGGGUUGAAUGUGCUCUAAAUGUGUGCAGCUUAGAUGUCUACAUACUAAACCAACAAAGGCGCAUCAAGAUCAAUGAAAGGGCAGCUCUGCUCGUCAAAGGCCAGCCUGGCUACGUGAUUGGAGGAGAUGGGCUGAGGCAGGAACUGAAGGACUUCCUGACUGUGGUCUGAUUGGCUGCUUGAGCCUCCUCCUCCCCUUUGCUUGUUCUCACUUACCACACACGAUUCGGAUGGAACAUGGUUUGAAUAUAUUUCUCAUUGGACACAGGCUCUUCUGUGGAACAUUAACUAUGGAUGUCUGCAGUUCUCUGGUCUUCUUGCAGUCUGUUGAAGGACCUCUAUUGUUUUGACCAGGUGCUUUUCACAUUGUGUAUAACAUUUAGGCUGCAAGUGUCCUGGUGCCCUUUACGGGCAAAGAGCAACUUGAAAUGCAACAGGUUCAGCCUGGGAUAGCCACCGGCAGUCCUGCCUCAUCCAGACCACCCUGUUCCUCCAUCGUUUGCUCCUGUGUUUACAUGCUUGGCAGACAUCUUAGGGAUGUAUUUGAUGUAAGCAAUAAUGUCAAAGUGUGUAUGUGGAGAGGGAGUUAAAAGCAUAAUUCCCUUGUCUCUGAGGCACAUGCUGAAUUAGAUUGACUUUUUUUAAAGACCUUCCUAAAAAUAUUAUUCAUCCAUAUAGAACGCUGUGAUACUGUAAUGGGUAACAAUGCUCUAUUAUGAUUGUAGGCCCUCACUGUUGAAAGUUAAACUUAUUUCUAAGAUUGACGGCUAAACCCAGCAAAUGUGACAAAUUCCCAGAAAUAAAUAAUUUGAUUGAUUACGUAACACAGGCUAACGUGCUGCACAGUUUUUUGCAUAUUGUCUUCUGGGUUUUUAUGAUAUUAACAGAUUUGGACAGUUACUCUUGGCCUCAGGUUUGGGAUUUGAAUGAAGCAAUUAAUUGACAGUUAUGUGAAAGCAAUUAUUUUAAAUUGAAAUAAAUGUCAUUCUUGUUUCCUCUUUGAAGUUUAUUAAACAUAUAUUAAACAGUUUCCCAGCAAAGAAAGGCAAUGUUUCAGCCUUGACUAGAUGGUUAAAGCUGCAAAUGUUGAUAUUUCAAGUCCCAGUAUUUCUGCUCAACAACUCAUGAUUCUUCAUGAUUGUAGAUAUGCACACAACAGCAUUUGUGUUUUAUUUUCCACAACACUAAUUAACAGCUGGUGUAAUUCUGUGUUUUCCUGUCCGAUUUUUAUUUUAUUUUUUAUUAUUGUUAAUUUGAUUUCUAAAAGACAAACUAAGAAUUUUGAAUAACGUUUAAGCAAACAUGGAUGCCUGGGUCCAGCUUAACAAAGUGAUUAAAAAAAAGAUGUUAGUUUCAACAAUAACUAAUGUAGUAACACAAAUUUAGAGUGUUCUGAAACACUACUUUGUAAAUUAUAGGUACGGUUGGGGUUAGGGUGGAGGAAGGGGGAAGGUUUAGACCUUCCCAAUAGAGAAUUUAAAGUCAUUGGUAGUUAUUAGUGUAUGUAUGUGUGUGUGCGUGUGUGUGUGUACAUUGAUGUAAAUGAGCAAUACAAGAAAUUACCAAAACUCUGUUUUCACAUUUCCUUGUAUAGUCACAUAGUGUAAAUUAAACAUAAACAGUAAUGGUGGAUUAAUAAUAGCAGUACUAAAGCUUAUGAAAAUGUUUAAAUCAAUAUUUGUAUUUUAAAAAUACUGUAUUUAAAAGAUUAAAUUCUAUUUUUUACUCAAUUUACUGUUGUUUGUUGAUACUUGGUUUGUUUUAUGUCUGUUAAAAAAGUCUAAUGGUUGUAAAUGUCUGUACUAUUUUAAGUUGAGGUAAAAUUAUUUUAUGUCGUUGUCUAAACACAUGUUCAGAUUAAAUCACUGUGAAGAAAAGAUAAGCGCUACACUGCAGGAAACAAAACGUAGAUGAACAUAUUGUAGGUGCUUUGUGUUUUGUAAUAAAUUAACACACCAUCAGGUCACUGGU